UCUGGCACGGCAAGCGCUUUGAGUCAACGAUGCUGGUUGUACGCUACUUAAUCGCCCUGGUCUUCUCCGUCUUCGUGAUGGCCACGUCGCUGCGCGUCGAGAAGCGCUACGGAAGGGAUGCGGACUACAAGAUCUCAACACCCGAUCGAUUGGUCCUCCAGAUGAGCAGCAAAUUGGAGCGAAAGCAGCUGGAGCCCAGACGCCUGGGCAUAUGA
Messenger RNA from Drosophila arizonae, 215 nucleotides. RefSeq lists its product as uncharacterized. The record is from RefSeq and is a predicted model, not a curated record. NCBI's taxonomy places the organism in Eukaryota, Metazoa, Arthropoda, Insecta, Diptera, Drosophilidae.